GGAUUCUAUGGUAGUGAUAGCGGUACUAUUACUCAAGAUGAUUGAGAAGAUGUAGAAUGGGUACCAAGUUGCUGAUCCCGAUCUCCCAAGAAUCACAACUGAAUGUUGUUUUAGAGUGAAGAGCCAUCAGUUGACGGUUAACCUUGUCGAUAGAGAGAGACAUUGUUCAUAACAAUUAAGCAUGGGUUGGUUCUCAUCAUCAAAGAUGUGCACCAUUAAUAUUGUGAUGGCUUUCCUGGUGUCCAUGAUCUCAAAGGGAUUGGCUCUGUCCAUCAGUUUAAGCGAUAUGGAAUGCGUAUCAGAGCAUGUUUUUCAUGAUGGUGACAUCGUUUCUGGCAGUUUUGUUGUCAUGGACCAUGAUAUUUUCUGGAAUUCUGAUCAUCCUGGCAUUGAUUUCACUGUGACAGGUCCAGGUGGAAGCGUGGUGCACUCUUUGAAGGGAACGUCGGGGGACAAGUUUGAGUUCAAAGCGGUGCAAAAUGGGAUCUACAAAUUCUGUUUUAUUAACCCUGUUUCAACUCCUGAGACUGUUUCUUUCUACAUUCACAUUGGCCACAUUCCUAAUGAAAAUGAUUUAGCCAAAGAUGAGCAUUUGGACCCUAUCAAUGUGAAGAUUGCAGAGUUAAGAGAGGCAUUGGAAUCUAUUGUAUCAGAGCAGAAGUAUUUGAGAGCGCGGGAUGCCAGACAUAGAUACACAAAUGAGAGCACUCGAAGAAGGGUAGUGUUCUACACAGUGUUGGAAUAUGUGUUGUUCGCUGCAACGAGUAUAUUGCAAGUCGUAUACAUUCGUCGCCUCUUCAGCAAAUCUUUUGCUUACAACCGAGUCUAGUCCUACUUCUACCCUUGUAAUACAUUAUCAAAUUUAAACACCAUAAAAUUGUUAAGGACUAGAAUUUUUUUCUUGGUUUCAUUUGUUUGCUUUAGUUAGAUAGAAAUUUGAGCCUUCUUUUUUAUGAUAAUAAGUAAUGUACUGUGAAUGAUAUGUAAUAUGCAGAAGUUUGGUUGUAUUAGAAUUUAGAGUUAAACGAAUUAUUGAUUAUAUUAUAUAAGAUGAGAUUACUAAUAUAGCAA
This is a messenger RNA of Arachis duranensis, 1071 nucleotides long. RefSeq names its product transmembrane emp24 domain-containing protein p24beta3. The transcript has 6 exons. NCBI's taxonomy places the organism in Eukaryota, Viridiplantae, Streptophyta, Magnoliopsida, Fabales, Fabaceae. Bases 182 to 829 code for a protein of 215 amino acids. The record is from RefSeq and is a predicted model, not a curated record. Gene Ontology annotation, biological process: intracellular protein transport; endoplasmic reticulum to Golgi vesicle-mediated transport; Golgi organization. Gene Ontology annotation, cellular component: endoplasmic reticulum; endoplasmic reticulum-Golgi intermediate compartment; COPII-coated ER to Golgi transport vesicle.